UUUGAGAAAUUAUUGUCUGGUCCAGGUUGAUGAUAUUCACCAUUUCACUGUAGACUGUUGUUGUUAGACCCAGUCUUGGGCCCGUGUUUCCUGGAUAGGCUCCGGACCAAUUCGACCCUGACUUGGAGUUGGAUGGACAGCCGUUAUGAAUCAAGAAGAAGCAGCAGGAUGUGCUCGGCUUCUUGGACGCCCUUAAGAUCGAGUACGCAGAGAUGGACAUCGCGUCCAACGAGGAGAACCGCAUGUGGAUGAGGGAGAAUGUCCCCGGAGAGAAGAAGCCCAAAAACGGCAUCCCGUUGCCCCCUCAGAUCUUCAACGAGGAGAACUAUUGCGGGGACUAUGACACAUUUUUUGAUGCUAAGGAAGGAAAUCAGGUGUUUGAAUUCCUUGGCCUUCCUCCUCCUCCAGGAUCAAAGAAGCUGGAGGAGAAAGCAAGCGAGAUUGGUGAAGAAGCGCUCAUCAGCUCUGUGGAGGCUGUCAAGGAAGAGAGUGAAGAGCCAGGAUUGAAUGUGUUGACAGAGGAACCUUCAGAUGAGACUAAAAAGGUACCCAGGGAAGAAGAAGAAGAAGAAGAAAUCAAGGAAGAAGAUGAGCAGCUGGUUUCAGAGGGAGAGGAAGAUCUGGGUUUGUCUGAGGAGGAAGAAGAAUUGCGUCAACUACAGGACGAGCCACAGGAAGAAGAGGAGGACCCAGUAACAGAGGAGGAAGACGAAGGAGCAGAUGCCGAGGAUGAAGAAGAUGAAUAAUCCUGACCUGCUGGGGGUUAGCCAUUCUAUUUAUACAAACUUCAAGUCAUGAAAAGACUGUCCCUGUCAAGAAUCAGCUUCCAGCAGCUUCCACCCAAAUCAGACCCUCCAUCAUAUCAGCUUUCAGCAUCUUGCAUCGCGGGAGCACCCUGAUGACGGAACCCUGAACCCAAAUCCUGCUCCGCUCCCUUUAAAGAGAGAGUUUACCCCGUAGCUGUUACCGUGCUUUUUUGUCGUGUGGGACAGUAACGAGUAGAUGUUUGGCAUACUUGUGCAUCAGUAACGUUCUAGUUUAGUGUCGCUUAUUUGUUAAAUUGUUGAAAAGUUUACAAACUACUGAUUACAGUGAAAUUUCUCAUUGUCACUUUAAAUAGGUGAGUGCGGCAUGCUUUUUUCUGCCUACUGCACUCAAUAGGCACAGAAACAGCAUGUUUUUUAUUUCGUAAAGUCCAAUUUGAAGAGCUUGCAAACUACAGCACUGUAAAUAAAGGUAGUACCACAAAAUAACAAUCAUCGUGCGAACGAGGAGAUUUUAUACUCACACCCUUCAUGCAAUAAUGCAACUUUCAGGCCUUUUACCGCACUUCACAUCUGCAGGACAAGAUCACUGGCUUGAGUUACUUUAAACAACUGACUCCUCAA
This is a messenger RNA of Scleropages formosus (Asian bonytongue), 1388 nucleotides long. RefSeq names its product SH3 domain binding glutamate-rich protein (gene sh3bgr). Bases 213 to 746 code for a protein of 177 amino acids. The transcript is spliced from 12 exons. Lineage: Eukaryota; Metazoa; Chordata; Actinopteri; Osteoglossiformes; Osteoglossidae. The record is from RefSeq and is a predicted model, not a curated record. Gene Ontology annotation, cellular component: cytoplasm.